AUGUUCGACGAGUCCGCCUUCAAGCGCUUGGAAGCCGCUGUAGGCUCACAGGACUGCAUGGAGAUACCCCUAGAGGAGGCAUGCAGGGCUCUGGCCAGCCUAGGCUACUUCUGUUACGGCCGGCCUGCAACCUAUGAUGUGUUACUAGCGCAGGUCGGGAGGUUUGAGGCAACUCUCUACCAGAACAGGAAUUGUCUUGUACAACUGAAA
Perkinsus marinus ATCC 50983 is the source of this 210-nucleotide messenger RNA. RefSeq lists its product as hypothetical. The record is from RefSeq and is a predicted model, not a curated record. Lineage: Eukaryota; Perkinsozoa; Perkinsida; Perkinsidae. The transcript has a single exon. The annotation marks the transcript as partial.